This is a messenger RNA of Dracunculus medinensis (Guinea worm), 768 nucleotides long. Lineage: Eukaryota; Metazoa; Nematoda; Chromadorea; Rhabditida; Dracunculidae. The record is from the annotation of a GenBank genome assembly.
AUGGAUUCUUUGGUGAUACAUUGUCCAACAUAUAAUGAUUCAAUGCCAAAAAAUAAAACCGAGCGGAUGAUUAUUUACAGGGUGAAAUUAUUUUUUUUGUUCACCAAAUCUUUGUUUUUUUAUAUGACUUUUAAUGAGAAAAUAGUAUCAAGAUUCGGUUACGACAACUGUGUAUUAGAUGAAACGGCACAGAUAGUCGGUCGUUGCAAUAAUCCACAUAUUCCGAUUACGAUAAAGAUAGUUUUUCGCGAAUUCACUCCUUUACCCUCUGGACUUGAAUAUUCUCCUGGAACCACAUAUUUUUUCAUAUCUACAUCAACCGGUAAUGAACAAGGAAUUGACCAAAUCGCCGGAGGUUUAUGCUUUUUAAAACAAAUGCGACUAAGAAUUCACAUACAUCCAACCAGCAAAAAAGGUUUCCAUCAAUAUUUCAUUCAGACUUCAUCCCUUUUUUUUUGUUUCACACGUAUCUUUAUAGAUCAACGGCGACAUCGUCAUCAUGGCGUAAAGAAUUCUAAAGAUAUAAUAACGACGACAGUUUUACCAAAAUACUGGAACGAAUUCUUAAAUAAAUUGCGACCAAAAGAUUCAUUAUGGAAUAAUAAAAAUAGCGCAAAGAAUCAUUUCGGCGAAGCUUUAACGCUCGACAUGAGUUUCGCUGAUAAUAGUGCACUAACUUAUGAACGAGAUGAUGCGAUAAGUGAAGCACUUCGCUUCAAUCCGAAUAUUAAACUUUAUGAGAUACAUGAGACUGAUGACUGUAAGUAA